CUAACAUCUCUCCAGUCCCCCUUUGCUCAGCGCUGCCCCAUCAGGAACUACGAGCACCUCAUCACCAUCCUCCACAAAUACCCCUGGCACGCAAUCGAGCACGUCCAAAUGAACGAGCGUGACCGCAUCUACAACACGACUCUGACCAGCAUCCGCGCGCUCAUGGGCCUGCUGCGCAAGACGCACAACAACACACAGCUGGACAACACGCGCCCCACCAUGUCGACGCUGCAAGAGCUCGUCGUCGCCGCCCUGACGUGUCCCGGCUUCUCCGAGGCGCAGAAGUACAUCGUCGUCGCCAACCUGCACCAGUCGGGCAACGGGUCCGUGGCCAACUCCCGCGGGAUGAACUUUCGCUUUGGCGGGACGCACAAGUUCGCUAGCGAUUGGCCUUUCGAAGGCCUGGCUAUGCAGCCUGGCGUCGAUGAGACGGUGGUGGAGUACAUUGCCGCGCUGAUUCACGCCGCCACUGUGCACGCCCCGGCCCCUACCCUCGCGGAGCUGCACGCCUACCGCGCCGCCGCGAUGCAGCAAUCCCUCUUCGGCAUGCUGGACAUCGACUACACUGGCGCGAAGACGAUGGCGGAUGUGGGCCGCAUCGAGUUGCGUACCAUCAAGUCGCUGCUCUCCCGCGUGCUGCCUCGUGCCGGCGAUGAUGAGGCCCAGGCUGAGGUGCACUCCACGUCAUCGUCGUCGGCGUACGGCUCUCCUGACUACGGGCGGGGUUCGCGUUAUCGCUGAGCUGCACACACUUACCUGUCUGGUCUGGACUGUGCCUCUUGCACCGUUUUACCUCUCUCUUCUCCUCCCGUCAACUUCUCUGAGCGUACGCAGCGCGGCGUUUCCCCUUUUUCUUUUCGGACGGGCUAAUGAUCAACUGGUUUGGGAGUUACUUGCAU
This is a messenger RNA of Neohortaea acidophila, 899 nucleotides long. RefSeq lists its product as uncharacterized. The transcript has a single exon. Lineage: Eukaryota; Fungi; Ascomycota; Dothideomycetes; Mycosphaerellales; Teratosphaeriaceae. The coding region runs from base 109 to 741 and encodes 210 amino acids. The record is from RefSeq and is a predicted model, not a curated record.